This is a messenger RNA of Porites lobata, 1920 nucleotides long. The record is from the annotation of a GenBank genome assembly. NCBI's taxonomy places the organism in Eukaryota, Metazoa, Cnidaria, Anthozoa, Scleractinia, Poritidae.
GGGUGUUAACGUAUUUGAAAGACGUAUUCCCCACAGAUCAGCUAAUCAGUAUCGGAAAUAAAAAGAUGAAGCUUUGCCUGUCCUUUUUACUUUUCUCCUCUCAAGCCUUCAUAGCUUGCUCAAUAGCAAUCGGAGACGAACGGAAGGUAACCAAAAAGGAAGACAUAUCUUUUGAAGGGAACAAGACUGAGACUCCAUCAUUCCUUUCGACAUUCUACGAAGACCUCGUAGAAGAAAAUGAAGCUCAUGGAAUGGCGUAUUUUCUGGAGAGUUUCCAAGCACAAUGUAAGCUAUUCUUAUUUAAUUGCAACUAGUAAGUUUUCGUUUAUUGUUAAGUCAACAUUGGCAGGACGUUAUGGGCUCCUGACAUUGGUAAUGUCUGGGACUUAAACCAGAGCUUCAAAUAACGCGAAGUUUAUCUCUAAUGGUCGAUCUUAUUUACAAGCAACAUUUUAACAGUUUCAUUAAUAGGCCAUAGAUGAUUUUCUUGUUAAUACAGAGAAACGUUCAUGAGUUGAAGCAGCGUCGACACCUAAGUCUAUUUUCUCUAGGAUAGCGCAUUUUGUCAUGCAUCAACUACAAAGGUGCGUCCAUAAUCAAAAGAAGGAAAAACUGUUUGUGGCCCAGUUCAGUGAAAAUUUGAAAGUUUAGCGAUUGCUAGCAUUACUGAGAAAAUGAUGAAAGACGGAAAUGGAAACAGCAUCAAUUUCCUUUGUAGGGAAUCAAGAAACAGACGAGUUUUUGCUGCCGCCACAUGUCAAAGCACAAGCAGGAACUAUUCGCAAAGCAGAGAUUUUCCUCUCAACCCACCAGUUAGGAGCCAACAAGAAGCUGACGGUGUCCAUCCACGAGACACGAACAAGUGUGAAAAUGUCUUCCCGACAACUGUCUUCGCAUCAGUCAGGCUGGUUGUCUCUUCCUGUGACCAGGAUUAUUAAACGGUGGAUCGCCCGUAAAGAUGCACCGUUGAGGUUCAAGGUUUUUGUCAAAUCAAGUAGUGGAUUUGCAACCGCAAUCACAGAUGAUGUGGAAAUUCCCAAGGUUUGGCUGGUUGUCUACAGCGAAGCCAAGCAGGGACAAGCCUUUCCUUAUUUGGCUCUCAAUCUGAAGACUAGCGGAUCCUCUGGUAGUAGAAUGAGACGCGACAAUUCACCCUCAAAGAUGGCCGCCAACGAGAAUCCCUGCAGAAAGGAAGACAUGGUCAUAGAAUCACUCGAAUUCGGUAAGACAGAGAAGGUCAUUUAUCCCAGAACCUUUAACGCAUACCAGUGUUCCGGAAACUGCUCCAGCAACACUGGAAAGGCACGAUUCAUCAACCACUCUAUCCUAAAGGCGUUCGUGUCGCAGAAAAACGGAAUCAAAGGCAAAGAUGGGUCGUGCUGCAUUCCUUCCAAGCUGAAGCCGGUAACCUUGAUUUUAGUCACUGACAAAAAAGGCUACCUGAUUAAAACUAUUAGGGAUAUCGUUGUGGAGGAGUGCCGAUGUUACUAAAAGCUCUCCAAUCUGCUGUUAUUUGUGGUGUGCAUGUAAAAGCAUGCCUCGUCAAAGAUUAGAGCGAUAUGUCUUGAUUACGUGAAGGGGACAGUGACUUUACCAUCAUUAAUUUUCUUUACAUGAGCAGCCGUACACACUAGACACGGAGGUCUAGGGCUAGUUUCUUAAACAUAAAAUAUGACUGUAGUGGGUUUUCCGCGAACAGGAGCAACAAUGGCGUUUUGUCUGCAUAAAAGUGGUAUAUUGCACAGAAAUAAAUAUUCAACGAAAUAACUAUUUCUUCUGCGUUCACCGAUUUUGAGGAUUCGUGAACACGUCUGUCUUACAUCAUGAUAAAGCCAAUAAUAACCGCGUUUUAAAGCUUAAAGGGGGUAUAGUAAUUAUUACAGUUUUCAGGUCUCGUGGUGAAGUUCAUGUUGUACAAGG